AUGACCAGAGUUGAUAUUGCCUUUGUAAUACAAGUGCUUAGUCAGUUUAUGCAUAAGCCCAAGCAGUCAAACAUGGAAGCUGCUCAAAGAGUAGUAAGAUACAUUAAAGUUGCACCUGGACUUGGCCUGCUAAUGCCAGCUCAAGGAUCAGACAAACUACAAGCUUUCUUAUCCUGGAAAUCUAAGAAGCAAGACACUGUUGCUAGAAGCUCGGCUAAAGCAGAGUUUAGAAGCAUGGCUUCAACUGUUACAGAACUAACUUGGCAGGGUUGUACAAGGAGCUAG
This is a messenger RNA of Nicotiana attenuata, 285 nucleotides long. RefSeq lists its product as uncharacterized. The coding region runs from base 1 to 285 and encodes 94 amino acids. The record is from RefSeq and is a predicted model, not a curated record. The transcript has 2 exons. NCBI's taxonomy places the organism in Eukaryota, Viridiplantae, Streptophyta, Magnoliopsida, Solanales, Solanaceae.